This is a messenger RNA of Neltuma alba, 1767 nucleotides long. RefSeq lists its product as uncharacterized. The record is from RefSeq and is a predicted model, not a curated record. Gene Ontology annotation, molecular function: 3'-5'-RNA exonuclease activity; nucleic acid binding; zinc ion binding. Lineage: Eukaryota; Viridiplantae; Streptophyta; Magnoliopsida; Fabales; Fabaceae. The coding region runs from base 62 to 1318 and encodes 418 amino acids. The transcript is spliced from 4 exons.
GUGAGAAUUUUGUAGGGGGAUCUGAUGUACUCGCUUGUGGAUCACAACUAUAUUGAAGAUCAUGAUGGCCCUUGAAACUAAAGAAAAUAUACAAAAGAUCUGCGAGGCACCUUUAAAAUGCCUCCAGAGCAAGGGAUUCCCUUGCAAUUUACAAUAUAAUGGAAGUUCUAAGGAUGGCUUUAUGGGGCUUAAAAACGAGUCUCUUACCCAUCAGGCUGCGAAUGUGGCUGAACCUGACUGCCCUAUUAGUAGUGAGCUUCUGGAGCCUUCCAAUGAAUUUCACAACAAACAUAAUUAUCACCAUGAUUACAGUGCCUGGUCAAACUAUCAUUUUAACUCGCAAAAGGUGCAGCAGUGCCACAUAAAUGCUUUUGAUGGCCAUUUUUACCCAUUCCCUGUUGAGAGCCAGUUUCAGUAUGUUCCAAUCAACUUGUACGCUGCAGGCCACCCCCCUGAAUUUCAAUAUCAAGAAUUUCAGUAUUUUGUGGUCAUAGACUUUGAGGCUACCUGUGACAAGGAUAAAAAUCCCCACCCUCAAGAAAUUAUCGAGUUUCCAUCUGUUAUAGUGAGUAGUGUGACUGGCCAGCUGGAAGCAUGCUUUCAGACAUAUGUGAGGCCCACCUGCAAUCAGCUUCUGAGUGAUUUCUGCAAGGAUCUGACUGGCAUCCAGCAAAUCCAGGUGGACAGAGGUGUUACAUUGAGUGAGGCCCUCCUUAGGCACGAUAAAUGGCUUGAGAAGAAAGGAAUAAAGAACACUAACUUUGCUGUGGUUACAUGGUCUAACUGGGACUGUCGGGUGAUGCUAGAAUCUGAAUGCCGCUUCAAGAAAAUACGGAAGCCUCCUUAUUUUAAUCGAUGGAUCAACUUGAGGAUUCCCUUCCGUGAGGUAUUUGGUCCUGCAAGGUGCAACCUAAAGGAGGCUGUUGAGAUGGCAGGUUUGGCCUGGCAGGGCCGUGCUCACUGUGGUUUGGAUGAUGCCAAGAAUACUGCUCGCCUGUUGGCACUCCUCAUGCGCCGGGGUUUCAAAUUUUCCAUCACAAAUUCUAUAAUGUGGGAGGCUGCUGAUCAAUCAUAUAUCUUGAAGCUGUCACCAGAGCAACUCAACUUUUCUCCUCAGUACCCCCAGAAAACAAAGGAUACGCAUAUGAACACUCCAAUGUUCCAGUAUCAUCCUCACUGUUAUUGUGGAGUGAAAAGCAGUAAGGGAAUGGUUAGAAAACCAGGACCCAAGCAAGGGAGCCAUUUCUUUGGCUGUGGAAAUUGGACUGCUACUCGAGGUGCUCGAUGCCAGUACUUCGAAUGGGCUUCUGCUGCCUAACUGAAUCUGAUCCAUUAUAGUCAAAUCCUAAGUUUGCUUAUAUGUUUUAUGUGAAAAAAGACAAAAGACAAAAAAACCAAGAAAAGAAAGAAAGGAAAAAAAAGGGAAAGUGGAUGAUGAAAGUAGGAGAAUCUAAUGGAAGCAUGUAUGCCUGGUUGCUUGGUGAGGUUUCUGCUUCAUGAGUAAUAGACAGAACAGUAGUUGGCUCGUAAUAUUAUGCUUAAUAGUGUAUGCUCAAACAUUGAAGUAGUGUUGUGAAGAGGGAGGGGAGAGAGAGAGGCUCAACCUGUAAAGCUGACUUGUUGACUGGAGAACAUAUCGGGAAUGGGUAGUUAGGGUGAUGCUUUCGAAUGAAUGCUCAGGCAUGUUAAGUUAUCUUGAAUAAUUUGUGAGGUAGGACUAUUUGUUUCCUUGCUUGCUCUAAAGGCUAUAUCUAUAUUCUGCCUGUA